CAGUACUAGACUUUUCAGUAUUACAUAGCUAACACUUCAUCACUGCACUCUUUUGUGUUUUCCGUCUCCAAUACUCAAGAAAAAAUGAGUUCAAAACUAGACAAUCAGAAUAUUACAGCAAAUGAAGAAGAAGAAGCAUUUCAUCAGGCAAUGCAACUAGCUAUGUCUACGAUUCUCCCUAUGGUCUUGAAAGCUGCCAUCGAUCUUGAUUUGUUAGAGAUCAUUGCAAAAGCUGGCCCUGCAGGCUGCAAGCUCUCUCCUAUUGAGAUUGCCUCUCACCUUCCUACGAAGAACCCUGAUGCUUCAUCAAUCAUUGACCGCAUUCUUCGUCUUCUUGCUAGUCACUCCAUUCUAACAUGCGAUCUUGCCACUAACGAAGAUGGACAUGUUCAAAGAUUAUAUGGUUUAGCACCCGUCGCAAAAUAUUUCCUUCACAAUGAUGAUGGAAUUUCCCUUAUUCCGACACUGACCACUUCAACGGACAAAUAUUUGCUUGGAGCUUGGUAUCACUUGACAGAAGCAACAUUGGAAGGUGGCGCCAUACCCUUGGUCAAGGCAUAUGGGAUGGAUUUGUUUGAGCUUGCUGCCAAAAAUGAUGAAAUAAGUGGCAAAUUCAACAAUACAAUGGGCAACCAGACUGCCAUAAUCAUGAAAAAAGUUCUGGAAAUAUAUAAGGGGUUUGAAGGCAUAAACCAACUUGUAGAUGUGGGAGGUGGAUUGGGUAUAAAUCUCAAGCUCAUAGUUUCCAAGUAUCCACAAAUUAAGGGCAUUAACUUUGAUUUGCCCCAUGUUGUUAAAGAUGCACCCCAUUUCUUAGGUGUUGACCAUGUCGGAGGAGAUAUGUUUAUCGAAGUUCCUCAAGGAGAAGUUAUUUUCAUGAAGUGGAUACUUCACGAUUGGGGCGAUGAUCGAUGCUUGAAGUUAUUGAAAAAUUGCUACAAUGCUUUGCCAAAGUUUGGUAAAGUGGUAGUGGUGGAAUUAGUUGUGCCAGAGUCCCCCAUGACCGACAUUGUGACCAAGAAUACCUUAACACUUGACGCAGGCUUGUUUAUCGUUGUCCCUGGUGCAAAAGAGAGGACAAAGGAAGAGUACGAGGCAUUGGCAAAAAAAGCUGGAUUCUCAACUUUUAGACUUGUUUGUCGUGCUUAUAGCUAUUGGGUGAUGGAAUUCCACAAAAGUAUUAUUGUCUGA
Messenger RNA from Theobroma cacao (cacao), 1191 nucleotides. Its product is annotated as caffeic acid 3-O-methyltransferase-like. Gene Ontology annotation, molecular function: protein dimerization activity; O-methyltransferase activity. NCBI's taxonomy places the organism in Eukaryota, Viridiplantae, Streptophyta, Magnoliopsida, Malvales, Malvaceae. The record is from RefSeq and is a predicted model, not a curated record.